AUGGCACACGUUCCAGGCGUGAAUGAGGGCAUAGAUGCAAACACCCAGCCACAGCAACCCAACCAGCAGAGGCGCUCUACCACCAGACCUCGGAACCAGAGAGCGGCUAGGGUAGGAAGAAACACCAACAGCAGUAAUGCCGCCGGGGCUCGCCGAUACCCUCAAAUCAGGCCUGCCAAUAACGCCUCCUUAAGACACAGAAUUCAGAAUUCGGCUCCUAUGAGCAUGAACAACGGAAACCAGAGUCUACAGUCCCACCUCAUACGUCAGCAAAUUAUAGCUGGAAUAGCUCCUGAAAACAUAAUGACCAUAAACCAGCAGCAGCGACAGGCAAAUGACAACAGGCAGGCUACACCCAACUUGGUCCAAAUUACCAAUGAAGGCGUGUCUUUUCCCUCUGUAUCUCCUGCAACCUUCAUUCCUCACGCUUCAUAUUCGAACCCCCUUGGAAACGUGAAUGAAACAAAUCAUCGCCCGGUUGCUCACCCCGGACGCUAUGGACAGUUCUUAGGUGUACCUGAUGUUGGACCGCGACCUACUCUCGAACAGCGUGCGACCCCAAUUACCUGGGAAUCUAUGAGUCCUAACUUUCCGUGGGGACAUCCAGCAUAUCCUCCUCCAGCGCCCAUGGGUACGAACACUCCUAUAAUUGGCGCACGCACCCGGAUCCCUCACGGGUAUCAGCGAACCCCUAAUCCCCUUGUGAGCAACUUCAAUCCGAACGAGGUUGGCUAUGGAGGUACACCUGUCGUCAAGGACGAAGUGAAUGGGUACCAGGGUCAGCAAGGCAUGCCACCCUACCUGAACCCAAGCCUUGACGAUGAAUUCCCCCCUAGAAUAAAUGGUCCCUCUUCUCCUUUUUCGGUCUUUCCGAAGACUGAACCAGACGCAGACCAGCCUCUACAGAGCAUCCCAGACUACCCGAUUCCUCCCAUCGAUAGUAGAAUGCCUAGUUCAACCACUAGUCAUACACAUGGCUUUUCUGUUGCUCCAAAGGCCGAAACAGAUGUUGACGAGAUUCUGAAAAGCAUAUCGAACUACCCAAUUCCUAAUAUCGAGGUCCCUAAUCUUGAGGACGAAUUGUUUGGCGGAAUGAAUGGUCCCACGCAUGACUAUCCCGUUGCUCCGAAAAGCGAACUAGAUGCGGACCAGUCUCAGCAGGGCAUGUCUGACUAUCUGUUCCAAUAUUUUGAUCGCGGACUCCCCGCUGGACUCAGUGAUCAUACACACGCCCCUCCUUCUGUUCCAAGAAUCAAGCCGGAACACAAUCCUUACUCUACCGAGCCAUAUGGUAUGGGACGACUUGCACGUCCGUACACGCCCCAGGCCUAUAGAUCCAUGACCACCCGGGUUAGCCAAGAUAUAAGUCAGAGUCCGAGCGUUGUAGGGCCGCAUGGGCCUACUGUGGUUCAAUGGCAGCGGCCUCCAAGUUUGGAAUCGGUCAAAUCUCGGCAUCCUUCCGCUGCGCCUGAAGACGGAAAUGACCAAAAGCCUGCCGACAAGGACGUGUCACAGACUAUUAACAUCUUGCACACCAUUAUCACUCACCCUGAUAUUGCUCUACGAAUCACUGAGGAGCUCGGCAUCGAAGACCUCAUCAACUUACAGAUCACGUCAAAGGCAUUUUGUACAUUCACCAUCAAGUAUCUCCCAAAGAUCAUUCGACUCCAGGCUCUACACAAGUCCAGGGUUGCGUGUCAUAUUUUCCCAUGGAGAUGUUACCAACGCUUGUGGUUUAAGAGGCCCGCGCUAGAUUACGACGCCCAGCGCCUCUCUGGCGUUCAUUCAAACGGUCCCGUGACAGCCUAUACUGUCUCCCUCCGUUGGUUGCAAAUGGUCAGGUACCGCGACGAAACGGUCCAUUCCAUAAUACAUGCCCUCACAAGUGCUGGUUAUGGCUUUCCAUAUCGUUACAAGCCCGCCAUUUUCAAGCUAUGGUUCUUGAUGGAUAUCCCCGACAUGAAACGCCGAAUGUGGACAAUCCAGAACAGAAAUCUCUGGACCGACCUCGAUCUCUUCAUGGCAACUUUGUUCAUUGUCCGUAUCGACCUGUACGUGAAGACCGCUCGCGAAAACGCCAGCGGUGGUCAGAGACGCCUCAUCAUGGCUCAACGCGGCCUCAAAUUCUGCCUUGAUGUGCUAACCGGAAACAUUUUGAGAACCGAAAUGGAGCUUCUCAAAGAACUGGUUCGCUGGCGUUACAACCCUCUCCCCGGUGAGGUCCUUCAAGGCGAUCUCUUUGGUGUGCCGGCUGCUGAGGUCGGUUCGUUGCAAUACGAAUAUUACGGUAGGGGUCAGCGAGAUGGGAGAAAAAAACUGCAGCGUCCAGAUCAAAUUGUGCUCCUUGAGACACGUAGACGGCAGCUUAAUCUCGAUGAUAUGUAUCAACGUAUCUUUCUUUACGCUCAGCCGCAGGAAUUUACGGUGUGUGAUCGACCGAAUAGUUUAUGGGACGAAGAGAUCAAGAGAGCGGUUCGCAGCCUUGGUGUCCGCAUUCAGGAUAUUCUGAGAUUGGAUUGA
Aspergillus versicolor CBS 583.65 is the source of this 2520-nucleotide messenger RNA. RefSeq lists its product as uncharacterized. The transcript has a single exon. The record is from RefSeq and is a predicted model, not a curated record. The coding region runs from base 1 to 2520 and encodes 839 amino acids. Lineage: Eukaryota; Fungi; Ascomycota; Eurotiomycetes; Eurotiales; Aspergillaceae.